Monosiga brevicollis MX1 is the source of this 540-nucleotide messenger RNA. RefSeq lists its product as uncharacterized. The transcript has 5 exons. The record is from RefSeq and is a predicted model, not a curated record. Gene Ontology annotation, cellular component: Ino80 complex. Lineage: Eukaryota; Choanoflagellata; Craspedida; Salpingoecidae. Bases 1 to 540 code for a protein of 179 amino acids. Gene Ontology annotation, biological process: chromatin remodeling.
AUGCGCAAGACCACCCUAGUCUUGGACACGCGCCUGGUCCCCAGACACUGCCACAUCCGCGACAGGCAGUCGUACCUCGAAGAAGAAGAAGAAGGAAAUCUUUCCGAUCAAAAAUUUCCCAAAAAUGAAAAUUUGGUGUUGUGCUUUGACAACAAGCAUCAGCGCACAGCCAAGGCACUGCCGUUUAAGAACUCUGCCUUUCAGACCCUAAAAAACAUGCAAAAAUGCAAACAGAGCAAGCUGUCGACGGGGGCUCUGAAGAAGGUGCGCACACUCAAGUCUGUAUUGCAGCACGACCGAGGCCUCAACUAUCCGACAGGCGCACCCACCUACGAAAACGUGCGAGUCCCAAUCAACCUCAAGCCCUUGGUCAAGUACUGUGAUCUCACUGGUCUCUUGGCCAAGUAUACCGAUCCACGAACUCGGUUACAUUUCUAUUCAAAGGAGGAGUACCACAUUAUUACCCAGCUGUCGCGCGCAGCCGUACACGAGCUCUUGGAGCUACGCGGCGCCUCCACGCAACAUGUUCAGACUCUCUAA